AUGGAACUUAAGGCAGGAGAAGCCGUCCUCGUGGAAAGCAUGUCAACGCGCAUGCCGGAUUCUUAUGGAGACAGGAUUCUUGCGCUUCGAUGUUUUACCAGUUAUGAGCUUAAGAAGUUCGCCAAGCAUCUUAAUUUGUGA
This is a messenger RNA of Sclerotinia sclerotiorum 1980 UF-70, 141 nucleotides long. RefSeq lists its product with no specific name. Lineage: Eukaryota; Fungi; Ascomycota; Leotiomycetes; Helotiales; Sclerotiniaceae. The coding region runs from base 1 to 141 and encodes 46 amino acids. The record is from RefSeq and is a predicted model, not a curated record. The transcript has 2 exons.